AUGGCAAGUGUGGUGGUGAAGACUAUCUGGCAAUCCAAAGAAAUCCAUGAGGCGGGGGACCCACCUGCGGGGGUCGAGAGCUGCGCCCAGCUGGUCCCCGAGGCUCCAGGGGGAGUGACCAGCCCUACCAAGGGGAUCACGAAGAAAAAGAAGGCCGUGUCCUUCCAUGGGGUGGAGCCCCGGAUGUCCCACUGGUGCCUGAACCUCAAGCGGUCCUCAGCCUGCACCAACGUGUCCUUGCUCAACCUGACUGCUAUGGAGCCCGACUCGUCAGGCACAGACUCUACCACAGAGGACAGUGGUCCACUGGCUCUGCCAGGGCCACCUGCUUCCCCUACAACACCCUGGGCUCCCGAGGACCCUGACAUCACAGAACUUCUGAGUGGGGUCAACAGUGGAUUGGUGCGUGCCAAAGACUCCAUCACCAGCUUAAAGGAAAAGACUACAAGGGUUAAUCAGCACAUUCAGACUCUGCAGAGCGAGUGCUCUGUGCUCAGUGAGAAUCUGGAGCGGCGGCGGCAGGAGGCAGAAGAGUUGGAGGGUUACUGCAGUCAGUUGAAGGGCCCCCGCCCUGAUGUCCUGACCCAGGAGAACUGCCGCAAGGUGACCCGCUCAGUGGAAGACGCUGAAAUCAAAACCAACGUCCUGAAGCAGAACUCUGCCUUGCUGGAGGAGAAGCUAAGGUACCUCCAGCAGCAACUGCAGGAUGAGACGCCACGGAGGCAAGAAGCCGAGCUGCAGGAGUUGGAGCAAAAGCUGGAGGCCGGCAUCUCCCGGCGUGGCCUGAGCUCUGCCACUCCAAGUCAGGGGUGCUCCGGCCCGCCCGGCAGCCCCGAGGAGCCCCCGCGGCCGCGAGGCCUGACCUCUAGUACCUGGGGCAUGGCACUCCGGGCAGCGGAGGGACAUUCGCUGACAGAGCAGCAGUUGCGGAAGGUGUCCACCGGCCUGGAGGAGCUGAGGAGGGAGGUGUCCUCACUGGCAGCCCGGUGGCAUCAGGAGGAGGGGGCAGUGCAGGAAGCCCUGCGGUUGCUGGGUGGCCUAGGUGGCCGGCUGGAUGGCUUUCUGGGCCAGUGGGAACGCGCACAGCGGGAGCAGGCACAGUCUGCGCGGGACUUGCAGGAGCUGCGAGGACGGGCAGAUGAGCUGUGCACCAUGGUGGAGAGAUCAGCCGCGUCUAUGGCUUCACUCAGGAGCGAACUAGAGGUUCUGGGACCAGUGAAGCCGAUUCUGGAGGAGCUGGGGCGGCAACUUCAGAACUCCCGGAGGGGAGCUGACCAUGUCUUGAACUUGGAUCGGUCUACCCAAGGCCUCUGUGCCCGCUGUGCCAGCCAGGGGCAGCAGUUGUCCACAGAGUCCCUGCGGCAGCUUCUGGAACGUGCGCUGGCCCCGCUUGUGGAUGAGGUGAAGCAAAAAGGCCUGGUUCCUGCCUGCCCCAGCUGCCAGAGGCUACACAAGAAGAUUCUGGAGCUGGAGCACCAGGCCUUGGCCAAACAAGUCAGGGCAGAGGCCCUGAGCUUCACCCUUCGGCUGGCCCAAGACGAAGCCGUUCGGGCCAAGAACCUACUGCUGACGGACAAGAUGAAGCCGGAGGAGAAGGUGGCCACUUUGGAUUAUAUGCAUUUGAAGAUGUGCUCUCUCCACGACCAGCUCAACCACCUGCCACUUGAGGGGUCCACGGAGGCAGUGGGGGGAGGAAGCACUGGAGGGGCUCCCCCUAAACAUGGGGGCCCAGCCUCUGAACAAUAAAUGGCUUCUCACACUGGCAUGAAUCCUGACUCUUGAGUUGGCACUGAAAAGUAGUCAUCAGGUGUGACUGCUGAGUCAGGACCGCCAUGGGAUCUGGGACAGCCUAGUUACACAGUAACAUCUUUUCUCAAAAACAAAACGGAAGGGAUACAGCUGGAAACAAAGAGCACUUGCUGAGCUGGCUUGAAGUUCUGAGGUCAUCCGGACCAACCAGGUUCAGGAGCGCACCUGUCAACCCUAGACUAGUCUACACAGGAAAUGCCAAGACAGCCUGAGAACAGAGCAGGGCUGGAGAGGAGGCUCAGUGCCUAAGAGCAGUUACUGCUCUUGCAAAGAACCAGAGUUCAAGUCCAGGCUCCCAUCUGGUGGCUCACAACCAUCAGAAACUCCAGUUCCAGGGAACCUGGCACCCUCUGCUGGCCUCUGCUGGCACUUCCUGUACACAGUGCACGCAACACACACACACACUGAUGAUACGGAUAAAACUUGUAAAACUUUUAAAAAGAGAGGGGUGGUGGCACAUGCCUUUAAUCCCAGCACAGCCAAGGCUACACGGAGAAACCCUGUCUCAAAAAAAACAAGAAUGAGAGAGAGAGAGAGAGAGAGAGAGAGAGAGAGAGAGAGAGGGAGAGGAGAGGAGAGGAGAGGAAAGGAGAGGGGAGAGGAGAGGAGAGGAGAGGAGAGGAGAGGAGAGGAGAGGAGAGGAGAGGAGAGGAGAGGAGAGGAGAGGAGAGGAGAGAGAAGAGGAGACGGAGGCAAUCACCCUGGCAGAGAGCCCUGGACUUUUGCUGGUCCUCAGUCUCUCAGGUCCCAGGACAGCCCAGCCCUUCAAUCCAUUUUGCAAAUGAGGUUAAUAAAAUGGAGGCAUUUGGUUAAGAGUAAAGUCCUGGGACUGGAGAGGUUAAGAGCAUUGGCUGCUCUUCCAGAGGUUCUGAGUUCAAUUCCCAGCAACCACAUGGUGGCUCACAACCAUCUGUAAUGAGAUCUGGUGCCCUCUUCUGGUCUGCAGAGACACAUGCAGACAGAACACUAUAUUCAUAAUAAAUAAAAUAAAUCUUUAAAAAAAAAACCCUGUUACUGGCUUUGUUUUGCUUUGUUUUGAGACAGGGUUUCCCUAUGUAACUCACCUCAAACUCACAGAGAUCCCCUUGCCUCUGCUACCUGAACGCUGGGACUAAAGGUGUGACAUCCUCCCCCGUAUGAGACUGGGCCUUGCUAUGUAGCUCAGACUAGCCCACCUCUGACUUAUUUUCAAUAGGGGGACACAGUGACACACACACCUGCCACACCCCGCCUCUGGGAGGCAGACACAGGAAGAUCAAGAGUUCGUGAUCACCCUGUUACCCCGGAAGCUCCAGAGCAGCCUGCCUGGACUCCGAUGCCAUCGCAAUCCUUCCUCCCACAGGAAAGAAGUGCGGCUCAGAUCUCAGUCUGGAGACUGAGUUUUUGUCCUGGGGGGCAGCAGUAGGUUCAGAGUGAGAAGAGCUGAU
Messenger RNA from Alexandromys fortis (reed vole), 3236 nucleotides. It is a transcript of the gene Tsks, whose product is annotated as testis specific serine kinase substrate. Bases 1 to 1746 code for a protein of 581 amino acids. The record is from RefSeq and is a predicted model, not a curated record. Gene Ontology annotation, molecular function: protein kinase binding. Lineage: Eukaryota; Metazoa; Chordata; Mammalia; Rodentia; Cricetidae. The transcript has 11 exons. Gene Ontology annotation, cellular component: centriole.